Polyodon spathula (Mississippi paddlefish) is the source of this 3242-nucleotide messenger RNA. Its product is annotated as sideroflexin-1-like. Gene Ontology annotation, molecular function: monoatomic ion transmembrane transporter activity. Gene Ontology annotation, cellular component: mitochondrial inner membrane. Gene Ontology annotation, biological process: monoatomic ion transport; serine import into mitochondrion. The record is from RefSeq and is a predicted model, not a curated record. Lineage: Eukaryota; Metazoa; Chordata; Actinopteri; Acipenseriformes; Polyodontidae. The transcript has 11 exons. Bases 129 to 1097 code for a protein of 322 amino acids.
ACACAGUGUGGGUUUGCAUUGGCAGGCAUCAAUCAUACCGAGAGGUCAAGGUUUCUCUUGCAAAGCCAAAGAGCACCGAACUGUUACGAGCAGGAUCUUCAACACCGUGGCAAUUUACCAGACAGAGGAUGUCCAGUGAUCUGCCGCUGAAUAUUGACAUUAAAGAGCCAAAGUGGGAUCAGGGCACCUUUAUGGGGCGAGCCAAACACUUCUUCACUGUGACAGACCCCCGAAAUGUCUUUUUAUCCAGCGAGGCCCUGGAGGAUUCCAGGAGGAUUGUGGAGAAUUACAGGGUGGGAAUAUUGAGCCCAGGGCUAACGGAGGAUGAGCUCUGGAGAGCGAAAUACGUUUACGACUCUGCUUUUCACCCCGACACUGGGGAGAAGAUGAUUCUCGUAGGUCGGAUGUCUGCUCAGGUACCAAUGAACAUGACAAUCACUGGCUGCAUGCUCAGCUUUUACAGGUCGACUCCAGCGGUGGUGUUCUGGCAGUGGGUGAACCAGUCCUUCAAUGCCGUCGUCAACUACACCAAUCGCAGUGGAGACGCACCGAUGACUGUCAACCAGCUGGGUGUGGCGUAUGCAAGUGCCACCACUGGGGCAGUGGUUACUGCGUUGGGACUCAAAUCGCUUAACAAGCAUUUGCCAGCAAUAAUGGGACGAUUCGUCCCAUUUGCAGCAGUGGCUGCUGCAAACUGCAUCAAUAUUCCUUUUAUGAGACAGAGAGAGCUAAAGUAUGGGAUCCCGGUGACUGACGAGGAUGGCAAGCGACUGGGUGAAUCGACCAGUGCAGCCCAACAGGCCAUUGUUCAGGUGAUCGUCUCCCGGAUUGGCAUGGCAGUGCCUGCUAUGGCGAUCCCUCCUGUAAUCAUGAAUGCACUGGAGAAGAGAGCUUUCCUAAAGCGCUAUCCGGUUUUCAAUGCUCCCAUUCAAGUGGGCCUGGUUGGGUUCUGCUUGGUUUUUGCCACUCCUCUCUGCUGUGCCCUUUUCCCACAAAAGAGCUCCAUGAAGGUUAGCAGCCUGGAAGCAGAGCUGCAGGCCCAGAUCCAUGAGAGAAGCCCUCACACAGCAGUGGUGUACUUCAACAAGGGCCUGUAGAGCCCAGAACAGGGAUCCACACUCGCCCACAUAGGGCUACAAUAGACCUUUUUAUAUUAUUAUUAUUAUUAUUAUUAUUAUUAUUAGUAGUAGUAAUAGUAUUAUUAUUAUUUACAGAAUAUUUUUUAACCAGGAGAACCUCAGUGAGAUGAAUAUUAUACACCUCUUUUCCACACGCAUCCUGGGAGACACACACUGCCAGAGCAGGCCAACGUUCAAAUCGGAACACAUUGAACCCUUUCAGUCCUGAAUUACUUUUGUCGAGCUGCUGAACAAUGCAAGAUGAUAUACAAUUCAAAUUAUUAUAUCAUUCAAAAAGGACCUCCUUUAUUGAGUAUGCAUGAGAAUGGGACAGAAAUGGGUGUUUAAAGUCCCGUCAGUACUUUAAGAACUCUAAACGGCACUGAAAGGGUUAAGGUGACGUUGUGCGCUCCAGUAAGAGUCAAUGCGUGCAGUAAUGAAAGUAUCCUUGUGACUCGGACGGCUGAGCCUCUUGUCUGUUUCAGUGUGUGUCCUUGGGGUUUAUAUGUGACCUGAGAGAAAUAGCUACCAGUAAGACUUGCUUUGUGUGUUCUAGAUUAAUGUCCUAAAGAAUUAGGAGCUUCACCAAACACAUGGUUAUAUUUUGAAACCAAAACCUUGCCUUUAAGAGUUAAGAAACUGCAGCCCACACCCUGUCCGCAGCCUCCAGUAGCUCUCUCUGUUCCAAUCCUCCACCACACACAGAUUGCGAAGUCUCUUCCUGGCACAGGGCAGCACAGAGGGAAAGAAGUUAUCAUUUUUUCAUUAACAACCACCGGGGUGGAAUUGGUGUCUGGUAAAAACAAGAAAAAGGUUUAAUGCCACGGCCUGACCGAAUCAAAAAAAAAAAGAAAAAAAAGAAAUGCAAUAUCUUUAACACUGCCCAUAAUAAAAUAAAAAAAAAUACAAAUAAAGCAGCAACAGAGAUGAGUUUGUGUGGCUGGAGCAUUUGAGAAGGAAGCCCUGUACACACGUGUUAGGGGGAGCUCAGGGGGCAGGGUGGUGCGCUGUUUGAAGUUGCAGUAGUAAAACCAGAGCGUUUCUGUGCUCUGGUCUGUAUUGCUUUCCUGUUGAGAUUUCAUUAGCAGCGCAGAAGCAGAAACAAGCAGCACAUGCUUUAGAAUCGUACUGUAAUGAAAUGCACACGGGACUGCGCUCGCUGGAAAACGCUGGCAUGGGCUUUUUUUUUUUUUUGUACACCGAUGCACUUUUAGUAUUACACUUCUGCCCAUAUUGUUUCCAGGCAGUGGCCUUUUAGGUCAUAUGUUUUCUACCUUUUGCACUGCAGGCCAGUGCUGUAAAGCACUGACAGUUAUAAUGAAGUAAGACUAUGCAAUCCAGUCAAAGAUAAUGGCUUGUACUACUUAGUGCUGUUCCAGACUCGCUCAGGUGGGGUUACACUUGGUGAAACUCAUUUUCCUAGAAUAAAGGUGUAGAGCAUCAUUACAAAUAAUUAAUUGUGUGUGUGUAUGUAUUUGAGCAAUUGACGUUGGUAAAACCCACUAAUCACCUGAAGCUAUUUAUUAAAAAUAAUUUUAAAAUGGAGCAGGAUACUUCAAGCACUAUUCUCAAACAAGAAAGCUGUGUUUUGUACUGGUGUCUUUUGAAGAUAUUUUCCACUGUGGGAUUUUAAUUUGUGAAUAUGACAAAAAAAAAGCAACAUAUUUCUUGAGUUUUACAAAACCCUGGUAUAUGGCAUGUCACCUCUCUUGGGAAUAGUGCCCGUUAUUUAAGUUGCUAUGGACAAUCUAGAGCACUACACCAUGUAUAAAUGUGCCACUGCUGCAUCCUGUUCCACCUUUCCAUUGGACCGGGACGAAGGAGAGGCCCAUUUACAGGACCCCACAGUCUCCUGAACAGAUCAAUACCAGGUUCUACUUGUACAACAAAGACAAUGUAUUCAACCCGAGACAGGCAAGGGCUGCAUGGCUUUGUUCGUUGUCAAUUUCAUGUUUUUUUUUUUAUUUUAAGGUACAUUUUAAAAUAGUUUGUGUGAUCUCUAUGGAGUUCAGAUGAAACACACUCCACUAUCCAUUUAGCUCUGGUUUCAUGUUGGUGCUAGCUCUUAUGUUUUCCUGUACCAUGUAUAUGGGUAAUAUAACUUGCAGUCAUGUAGAUGUGGAC